AUGAAGCUCGCCGUCUUCAGCGCCAAGCCCUACGACAGACGCUACCUCGAGGGCGUCAAUUCGUCCCGCAGCAGCUCCGUCCCGGUCCAGCUUAUCUUCCACGAAUUCUCCCUGUCCGUCGACACCGUCGCGCUGGCUCGCGGCGCCGACGCCGUGUGCGUCUUUGUCAACGACACGCUCGACACCCCCGUCCUCGAGUCCCUUCAUGGCCUGGGCGUACGCGCCGUCCUCCUCCGGUGCGCGGGCUACAACAACGUCAACCUCGCGGUGGCCGAGCGGCUGGGCUUCUUCGUCGCCAACGUGCCCUCGUACUCGCCCGAGGCCGUCGCCGAGUUCGCCAUCGCCCUGAUCCAGACGCUCAACCGCAACACCCACCGCGCCUACAACCGCGUCCGCGAGGGCAACUUCAGCCUCGUCGGCCUGCUGGGGCGGACGCUGCACGGCAAGACGGUGGGCAUCGUCGGCACCGGUAGGAUCGGGCUCGCCCUGGCCCGGAUCCUCAAGGGCUUCGGGUGCCACGUGCUGGCGCACGACCCCUUCCCGACGGACGCCUUCGCCGCCUACGGCGAGUACGUGCCCCUCAACGACCUCCUCGCGCGCAGCGACUUCGUCAGCCUGCACUGCCCGCUGACGGAGUCGACGCGGCACAUCGUCAACGCCGACUCGCUGGGCAGGAUGAAGCCCGGGGCGAUGCUGGUCAACACGUCGCGCGGCGGCCUCAUCCAGACCAAGGCGGUGCUGGCGGCGCUCAAGGGCGGGCGGCUCGGCGGGCUGGCGCUGGACGUGUACGAGGGCGAGGGCGCGCUCUUCUACAACGACCACUCGGGCGACAUCAUCGACGACGACGACCUCAUGCGCCUGACCACCUUCCACAACGUCCUCGUCUGCGGCCACCAGGCCUUCUUCACCGAGGAGGCCCUCGCCGAGAUCGCAGAGUCCACCCUCCGCAACCUCGACGACUUCGUCGCGGGCGUGCCGGGCAGGAACUCGCUCGUCCGUGACGGCCAUCUGAUCAUCCGUAGGGACUCCCUCCCUGUCCGCAUCUGA
Messenger RNA from Phialemonium atrogriseum, 1047 nucleotides. RefSeq lists its product as uncharacterized. Lineage: Eukaryota; Fungi; Ascomycota; Sordariomycetes; Cephalothecales; Cephalothecaceae. The record is from RefSeq and is a predicted model, not a curated record. The coding region runs from base 1 to 1047 and encodes 348 amino acids. The transcript has a single exon. Gene Ontology annotation, molecular function: NAD binding; D-lactate dehydrogenase (NAD+) activity.